Molecule: messenger RNA, 4496 nt
Organism: Protopterus annectens (West African lungfish)
Lineage: Eukaryota; Metazoa; Chordata; Ceratodontiformes; Protopteridae
Gene: EGFL6
Product: EGF like domain multiple 6
Exons: 13
Coding region: 232-1923 (563 amino acids)
Cellular component (GO): membrane
Molecular function (GO): calcium ion binding
Source: RefSeq, a predicted model, not a curated record
CCCUAAUAAUGACAGCCUACCUCAGGAAUUCCAACAGAAACUAUACAUAGCAGUGCUCAAAGGGAAAAAAUCCAUCCCAGCCGAGACACUGCCAGAAGUAACUAUUCAAGAAAUACAGAGCAACACUAGAGACACCACAUAUCACUGAGUUUGAUCACCGGUUAGAAGUGAAGCAACAUUCUCAGUUGGGCUUGAGUAUAUAGUAUAAAUAAAUAAAGGACAACUAUUACAAUGCAAGUCACUGGAACCUGGUUAUCGUUUGCUGCGUUCAUUGUAGUAGGAAUAACUGCAACUUACAGUUACACUGCUCCACGGCAUUUACUUUCUUUGAACCAGCCGGGUGUAUGCCGAUAUGGGAGUAAGCUUGAAUGCUGCUAUGGCUGGAAAAGGAAUGGCAAAGGACAAUGUGAAGCUUACUGCGAACAUGGAUGCAAGAAUGGAGAGUGCAUGGGGCCAAACAAAUGCAAAUGUUUUCUUGGAUUUACGGGUAAAACCUGCAGUCAAGAUCUGAAUGAAUGUGGACUGAAGCCUCGUCCCUGUGAGCACAGAUGUAUGAACACACAUGGAAGCUACAAAUGUUACUGCCUUAACGGUUACAUGCUGAUGCCAGAUGGAACAUGUGCAAAUUCACAGACAUGUGCAAUGGCAAACUGUCAAUAUGGAUGUGAAGAGGUCAAGGGUGAAAUCCACUGCCUAUGUCCAUCUGCUGGACUUCAACUUGCACCAGAUGGCAAAAACUGUGUGGAUGUGGAUGAAUGCUCUACUGGCAAAGCAGUGUGUCCCAUGAAUCGUAAAUGUGUAAACACAUUUGGAAGCUUCUACUGCAAAUGUCAGACUGGUUUUGAUCUCAAGUAUGUCAAUGGCAAAUAUGACUGCAUAGAUAUUGAUGAAUGUGUUGCAAAUACACAUUCAUGUAGUCCACAUGCGGAGUGCCUAAAUACACUGGGAUCCUUCAAAUGCAAAUGUAAACAAGGCUACAGAGGAAGUGGAUUUGACUGUUCUAUUAAGCCUUUCUCUCAAGGUCCUCGCAAUGGAGGAAAGGGCAGCAAAGAAGAAAUAAAGAAUGUUAUUCCUGAGUAUAGAGAUGGUACAACUAGUAAAGAAGCACUGAAGAAACUUCUCAACAGGAAUCAAGCAAAACAAAAUGAAGAGGCAAGCAACCAAAUCCCUGAACCAGUGGCAACUGUCCCUCCAAGGAUCCAUCUGCAGCCUUUUGAUUAUGAAGAUGGUGUGUUCAUUGGUGGAAAAUAUGAAGAAACACAGCAGGGAGAAAAAAUUGAUGAUGUAAACUGGGGAGAAGAGGAAGAUGAUGAAACACAGGAGAACCAUAACAAUCUGGAGCAAAGUGCUAGAGGAGAUGUUUUUGUUCCCAGGGCAGAUGAAGCAGCUGUUUUCAGUCCUCUGAUUCAGCAGAAGAAAGUUAUGCCACUACGUCUGGAGCAUGAAGGCAUGCCUGUGGACUGUACUUUUGAUCGGGGAGUCUGUGAAUGGAAACAAGACACACAUGAUAAUAUUGACUGGAAUGCUGCAGAUCGUGAGGAUGGUAGUACUGGAUAUUACAUGGCUAUACCAGCCUUUGUUGGCAGCAGGAAGGAUGUUGGACGCCUAAAACUUCCUCUGUCCAACCUCAUCCCAGAUGGCAACUUCUGUUUAACUUUCAGGUAUCGACUAGCAGGCGAGAAGAUUGGGAAACUUAGAGUGCUACUUGACAGCCACAGCAGCUCUCCCGUCUGGGAGCAAAGUGGAAGCAAAGACGAUGGAUGGAAGAUGGCAAAAAUCGAAGUGACGUCUAGUCCUGUAAUGCCAAACAGAAUCAUCUUUGAAUCAGAGCGUGGAAAGGGCAGGACUGGUGAAAUUGGGCUAGACAAUGUUUCCCUUCUCCCUGGAUCCUGCCAGGAAGACAUUUCCCCAGCUGACAUCUGAACAACUUCAGACAUUCCAUUUGUAUUAUUUGCUACAGUGGAAACAAAGUAACAAAACCUGUGAAAUGGAUGCUCCCAUACAUUUCAAUAAAGUAAAAAUAAAGGAACAAAAACAUAUACAGAGCAGUACCAUGUAUCAUUUCAUCAUGAAUCACAAAGAUAUACUUGUGGCCUUAAAAUAUCACUGCUCUUGUUAUACUUGAGGUAAAAAAAUCAGGGGUUUAUAACGUGGACAUGUUUGUAAAUCUUUGCAGCUCUAUUUAAAUAGUUAAGAAAAUGCAUACAUACUUUCAACCACUGAGCAUCCAUAUAUCUCUGUACAUUACUGUUCUAAGUUGUCUGUUUUUUCAUGUUUUGUACUAGCUCUAGUAAUAUUAAUACAAUAUUAUAAAAUCUGAUAUUGGAUUAAUGGUAACAGUUUCAACAGAGUCUUAUCAGAAAUUAAUGUUAUUAAACAAAUAAGAAUGUGUGUGCUAUGCAAAUCUAACAAAAUGCCAAAAACACUUUUGGGUAGCUAUACAGUAUUAAAUUUACAAUGUUGAGUAUUUUCUACAGAAGUAGAUUGUUAAAAGGAUUUUUAUAUUUGAGUGUUUUCAGUAUUUCUUUGUUUCCUCAGAUUUAGGAAUACUGUUUUUCUAAUUCUCAAGAAACAUAAUCUUUAAUUUACUAUGUAAUUUAAGGUGCAGUAUGAAAGGGCAUUUAUGUCACAUUUUAUAGUUUGGCCUCCUAUAUCAGCAACUUAUGGUGCGCCAUUGAAGGUGUAACUAGAAUAUUUCCAUAAGUAUUGAUAGUUGCAAGAACAUUGCUUACAAACUCUGUAAACAUUAUUUCUGUGUAUUCUUCCUGCAAUCUAUAGGCAGCAUAUGAAGAUACGCAUACAUCAUGCAUGAUUUGAAGACGAGGCUCUGUAACAUUCUACAGUCUGUUCAUAUGAAGACACUCGCAGUGCCUAAUAAUUUCACUUCCUCUUGAGUAUUGGAGAGACAAUUAUUAGUCGAUAAGUGGAAAAUUCACUUGUUUAUUAAGAACCUUUAACACUUUAGAAACCUAAGACUUUGUGCCAGCAAUGUCUAGCACUGGCAUUAAAUGACUUAAAUAUGGCUCUCUGCCUUCCAUCUCUAAAAUACAGAACACUGUCUCUCAAAAUGUAGAACAAAUGGUUUAAAUGUGGUACACAUCAAUGACUUCAACUAGGAAGCUCGCAGCAUGAUUAUUAUGUGUUUCUUUAUACUUGAAAAUAUUUUUUAGACAAAUUAAUAUGACUCAGUAUUAUUUACCAUGGGUAUUAGUUAAAAAUUCUUUAAAAUGAAUAUGUGUAAAACCCUUUCAGUGUAUAAUGGUGUGGAACACAGAAUUUCUACGUUUGAAAAUCCUCAUAAUAAAAUAUAACUGAGAGGUUUGGAGUAGGAAAAUAAAUACUGGCACCUCGUGCCUAUGACAAAAUUAAUAAGCACAUUAAAUGUGCGAGGAAUUAUUCAUUUUCAUUAUUGGUGCAGCAAUACUGCUCACAGCUGGAAUUGUUUCUGAAUUCUGGCCCUAGUAUUUACAACAUGCUCUCUUUUCUAUUGAGAGUAGUUUAAUAGGUAAAGUUCUUUCCUUUGCCACUAGAAUAUACAAUGGAGAUUGCCAAAAUAAAUCCAAACAAAAGAUCGUAACUUGAAAAUUAUCUGUUAGCCAAAAAUAAUCACAGUAAGAUCACACAGGAGCUCUUCAAAAUGAAAAGCCGUUUGUCAGUGUUAGAGCCAUUCAUUGGCGAUGCUCUUAUGAGCAGAAUGCAAAAAUUCAAGAAGCUACAUAUAUAAGCAUUAAAGUGUGAGACGCGUACACACACACACACACACACACACACACACACACACACACACACACACACACACACAAUCAGUGUAUGGAGUUAAUACUAGAGGUUCAGACAAAAAGAGUGAUUUAUAAUAGUUAUUGAUAAUAUUUGUAAUAAUUAUACAAUACUUCACUUUGUUACAUUAUAUGUGUGUGAUGAACACAUAUAUGGGGAAGGUAAAUAUGUUUCAACUAUCAAUUCUGAAUUUUCUGCUUUAGGCCAUUUUCAGACAAAUGUGAUGAUUUAAAAUUAUGGAUGUGUCUGUGGUGUUAACUAGAAUGAUGCCAAAAGUCUUCUAGCUGAUGCAGCUCUAUCUUUACAAAAAAAAACAAAUGAUGAAUCAUAAAUGCAUAAAACUGAAGAUAUUUCAUACCAAUUGUGUAAAUGUAACUCCCAACAAUUCAGUCUUGCGUUGGCCAAAAUGAUGUAUAUGAUAAAGCUAAGAUUUUGAUCUGUGUUUUAGUACUGAUGUUUCAUACAACAGUGGUUGGGUUGAACCUAUUGCCUUAUGUUCUUAUUCUAAACCUUCGUGGCAAAUUACUUGUUUCAUUCAUUUGUAGUACAAAUGACUAGGAAUUUUAUACUGUUCUCACAUUAAAGUUAUGUAUUGACUGUAUGCAGUUUAUUCCAGGAAAUAUUGUGGCAUUUAUUACAGAUGAUAAGUAUAUAUAUUUUCUUUUGCACAGUUGUAAGCAAGUUGACAAUUCUGAAAAUAAAAUUUACAGUGAAAUGUG